CAUUGAAGAUGGGAGUCUAGGUUAUGCAAAUGCAGAUGUUGUCAAGCUCCAAGGUUGGGAUGCCGAUUACUCCAAAACCGUGGCUCAAGCAUCUCUUGAGUGCCCUCAAACGAUUAGUUUUAUCAGAUAGGAAGCUCCCAGAUAAGAAGAGCCUGUACAUAAGGUUGGGAUGCCGCGGAGAUUGGCCAAACGUCAAGCCCCCUGGGUGGGAUCCAUCGACUGCUGAUGAUUCUGCAACGUCUCCGGACACAUUGUGAGAAAAUUCGAGUUGCCAGCACAUUAGAGAAUAAGAUAGAUGGAGACCAAGGGCAAAUAGAAAUGUCAUCCUCCAAUUCUUCUCGAAUUUAGUGAUAUCUAAAUAAUCAAUUUAUUUUACUGAGGCUCCUUUCUCUCUUUCCCCA
Molecule: messenger RNA, 401 nt
Organism: Syzygium oleosum
Lineage: Eukaryota; Viridiplantae; Streptophyta; Magnoliopsida; Myrtales; Myrtaceae
Product: probable inactive shikimate kinase like 2, chloroplastic
Exons: 2
Coding region: 24-257 (77 amino acids)
Source: RefSeq, a predicted model, not a curated record